This is a messenger RNA of Toxorhynchites rutilus septentrionalis, 1504 nucleotides long. RefSeq names its product cytochrome c oxidase assembly protein COX18, mitochondrial. The transcript has 5 exons. Gene Ontology annotation, molecular function: membrane insertase activity. The coding region runs from base 429 to 1445 and encodes 338 amino acids. Gene Ontology annotation, biological process: mitochondrial respiratory chain complex IV assembly; protein insertion into mitochondrial inner membrane from matrix. The record is from RefSeq and is a predicted model, not a curated record. Lineage: Eukaryota; Metazoa; Arthropoda; Insecta; Diptera; Culicidae. Gene Ontology annotation, cellular component: mitochondrial inner membrane.
UUUUGAAGAAAACAAAUACUUCUGACGUGUGAGAUGUUGGCAUCAAAAACAUGGCGGGUGCCAUAUGGCUGAUCAAAACACACCGGACAUCCCUAAACACCGUAGCUGAAGUCGUCAAAGAAUUCUACUGUUUUCGUUUUCGACUGUUCUUGAAACAUACAAUGAUACAAUUUGUGAUUUUGAUAUCGCUGUGCCUUUUGGUGCUGAGUGUGGAUCGGGCGGACGCGUCCGGCAUGGAUUUCACUGAUACUGUCGCACUAAUUCUUGGCCUUGUCAUAGGUACCAUCGGCAUACUCGCCUGCUUGGGACGUUAUUCCCGUCGUCUGCGGGCUGAGCAACUUUGAGACGGCUUAUUGUUGAGUGGCAGUAAAGACCAUAACACUUAAAAUAAGUAUAGUUUGUAAGCAUAUUUCAAAAUCAAGUACCAAAUGAGUUUCCUGCGUUUGAUCAAAAGACCGGCUGUUAACGCUGCAGGAGCCUUUAGCAGAAUGCAGCCCGUUUUGAACAUUAGAGCAAAAUUAAUCAUUCGAAAUGAGUCGAGAUGCCUUUCUUCGGACACGUUUGCUUCCGGCGUUUGGACAACUAUAUCACAAAGUACACCCGUGGCAUAUGUACAACAAGGAUUGAUCAAUAUACAUGACAUUUCCGGCCUGCCUUGGUGGGCCUCUAUCAUACUUUCGACAGUUGUUCUGAGAUCCGCGGUGACAUUACCUCUGGCGAUAUACCAGAACAAAAUCAUUGCCCGGUUAGAAAAAAUAACUCUUGAGAUGCCGGAUUUGGUGAAAGAGCUUAAGAAAGAGACUGCAUAUGCGAUGAAGAAGUUCAAUUGGACCGAGCAACAAGCCAGAAUGAUGUACAAUCACUCGUUGAAAAAACAAUGGAACAAUUUGGUAAUCCGAGAGAACUGCCAUCCGGCAAAAACAAUGAUUCUUCUUUGGGGUCAAAUACCGCUGUGGAUCGUUAUGUCUGUAGCAAUACGCAAUAUGGCUCUAAUGUUGCCGGAUCCCAAUUCGAUUGAGGCACAAAUAACUUUCGCCGAGCUAACAUUGGGUGGAAUGGCGUGGAUACCGAAUCUAACAGAUGUAGAUCAUUCACUUAUAUUGCCUCUGGCUAUGGGACUCAUCAAUAUAGUGAUCAUUGAGAUACAAAACGUGGCAAGAACAAAGCCACCCACAAAAUUGCAAAAGAUAUUAACUAAUAUGUUCCGAGGUCUAAGCGUUUUAAUGGUUCCUGUUGCAGCUACAGUUCCUUCGUGCCUUUGUCUCUACUGGGUAACGUCCAGUGCUUGUGGGUUCAGUCAAAAUCUACUGCUGAUGUCGCCACGGUUUAAACGAUUGGUUGGAAUUCCCAAAGUUCCUUCGGAGAUUGCCCGACCAUAUGAGCAUAUAAAAACAUCAUUCGCAGCGAAAUAUAAUUCUUUAUUGAGAAAAAUAAGACUACACUAGAAAAACGAUUGUAAAGUUUAUUGUAAAAAAAGUUUUGGUCCAUAAAAAUAUUCAUUGUU